Molecule: messenger RNA, 2746 nt
Organism: Spinacia oleracea (spinach)
Lineage: Eukaryota; Viridiplantae; Streptophyta; Magnoliopsida; Caryophyllales; Amaranthaceae
Exons: 9
Coding region: 353-1105 (250 amino acids)
Biological process (GO): double-strand break repair via homologous recombination
Cellular component (GO): Shu complex
Molecular function (GO): single-stranded DNA binding
Source: RefSeq, a predicted model, not a curated record
AUGCAACUAUUCAAGUGUGAAAUACAGGGUAACUGGUAUCUUCUUCAACCUAAUUUCAGUUUUCUGGCGGAAAAACUUUCAUACAAUUAGCAAGUUUGCUUGGGAAACGUGAAUAUUAGAUUGAAAUCUCGUUUCCCAUUCGUUUCCGAGAUGAAUUCAGUUUCAAAUACGUCUCAAUUUUUCUGAAACGGUUUUGGCGCGUUCCCAAACGCGUUUCCCGGUUUCCCCGUUCCAGGACGUUUCGGAAACGAAAAGAGUCUUAUUCUUAUUGGAAGAUAAUUGACAAAGACGAAGCAGAAGAGUGCAGUUCCCCCAAUUAGUGGAGCGUGCAACUGCAAGUUGAUUUCAAAAUAUGGUAGAGAGAUUCUUUAAUGGAAGUAGCACCACCUCUGUCACUACUGUUUCCGGACACCCCCAAGGAGGCUGCUGCUUUUCAUCUGAUCUAAUUACACUACUCUCUGGCACUCCAUCCUGCGGAAAGACAUCGUUGUUAUUUCAGUACGCCAUGAACAUGGCAGCUCACUGUCAGUCCCCAUCACUGGGUUACGUUGUCUUCAUCUGCAAUCGCGGCCGUCUUGAAACCAAACCUCCUUUCCUUUCUCAGGGUAUUGAUGCUUCCUCCCAUAUCUUUCAGCGAAUUCAAAUCAAGUAUGUAGACGAUUUUGAUGAUGAAGGCAUCAAGAAAUAUUUUGCUGCCUUCCACCUUCUUCAUUCUUUUCCCAGUGCUGUUAUUAUCGAUGAUUUUGGUGACUUCUUUCUUGAAAGCAAGUGUCAACAGAGGUAUAAUAAUCCCCGUGGAAGGGACUUAGCCAUGGUUCGAGUUCUAGCCCUUUGUCAUAGUGCAGUCAUCCAUGCCAAUAAAACGACAUCUUGUCAGCUUUUGCUCUCUGAUACGCACCAUGGCGAAUUUCCCAGGCUAUUCAUUUACACGAGAUGGAUUUCAUCUAUCUUCACCAUCCAAGGUGAAGGUGAUGGUCCUGGCUCAUUUCUUCUUAAGCAUAGCGUGCACGUGACAGGAAGUGGUAUUGGAAAAAGAAGUGCAAGAUACUCUAUAGCUCUUCAGUACCUGGUUUUGGACGAAAUCAUAGAAGAUGACCAGAUGUGAUGUUGUCUGUCACUUGGUACGCCAGGGAAUCCCAAAGCGCCUAGGUGCCCCUUGAGCCUUUUAUACAUAUGCUUGGGUAUUCAGUUGGUAUUUAACUCAUGCGAAGGAGACAUAUAGGCUAUGUGAGGAAAUAAAUCGGCUACCAUGUCCAUGAAGCUGUAAGUUGUGAGGCUAUGGGAGAUACGUAAAUUUGGCUCUGGUUCUGGCAGACUUUCAAGUGACUUCAUUAUUUUUCUAGAGGAGCUCCAUUGUUUUUGUGACCAAAAUUUGACUCUGGUUCUGGCAGACUUUUAGGUGACUUGCUUUUGAUUCUUUGAGGGUUGCAGCAACACUGUUAUAAAUAUAUACAUAUCUUUACAUCUUUAGGUCUUUAACAAAGUGAAACUGAAGAAAAAAAACAAGAAAUUACUGGAACAUGCAGUAUAAAAUUAGAAUUAAGAGGAGAACUAUGGUAGGAGUGGCUGCAGCAAUAGUACUACUACUGGCUGUGGCGUGAGAGGACUUGGACGUCUGAGCUGCAGUGCACUCAAGACCACGCUUACUGUCGCGGCAAAUGUUGGCGAAAAGGCCUGGUGGGUAUUUGCCAUAGAGAUUGAUAUAGCUGAACAUGGUGGUUGCACAAUUGUUGGUAAUGUCGUUUAAGGUUGGACCGUAAGGGCAUGCCAAAUCAUUAAAAGCCUCACAGCAUAUGUUGGCUGGGUAUUUGGGUCCUUUGCAUCUGCUUGUUAUGAUUGUGUAGUUCAAGUGCUGAAAAUCGACCGGGCAAUCUGCCACAAAAAUCAAGGUUGACAUUUGGUGUCAAUUUGAUCCAUUCCAAUAUUGGAGUAAAGUCAAGUUUGGUAUGACUAGCUGGCAGAAGUCAACAAAUAUUUAAUUUUUCAAGUAAACAUGUGCCUAUGUAAGCUAAUUUCGUUGAUGUAAGAAACGCCACUAUUAUCAGUCUUACCCAAAAUAUUACGCCAAAGAAAACGCGUAUAUGACUAUUCAAGAAAGUUACUCUGUAUUUAACUUUCAAGUGUAUAUAGUACAAGUAACAAGCGAAAAUGACCGAGAUAAACAAUAGUACUGCCAAUGAGAUUUACCUUUUAUAGUUUGGAGGAGAUGUCGGCCAACUGAGACUCGAGGGUGUUGCAGUUCAUCUGUUUCAAUACAAGUAUUAGAGACGUUAGUAACUUUGCAGUAAUUCGUAUGUAUUAAGACAGGGACGUAUUCAUAAUUUUAUUAUAGAACUGCAUAUCAAUGUGUUGAUAUUCAUUAUUUGAUUUUUGAGAGUACACUCACUGCCUUUGCCAAACUCGAAAUGAAUGGAAGAAGAUUGGGAUAUUAACCUGGAGAAUAAGCAGUAGCUGAAGGAUGGACAAGCACAAGAAUCAUGAAUAUGACUGUUGCUGUUGCUGUUGCUGUUGCUGUUGCUGCAGUUCCAGUAGUAGAGGAUUGAAAGUAGCCGAUCAAAUUCCGUAGUCUAAAUAUAUGCUUCUUCUCCGAUUCCAUUUAUGUAAAAUUUGAAUCUUUGGAAGUUCUGUAUGUUUGUUCUUUCUCUUUUUGCUAUAAGCUAGAGAGAAAGAGGACGAGUAUAUAUAUAAUGAGUAUGAAUGAAUGAAUUCGGUGAUUUUGAUUUAGUCAAUUCGUGAAGUUGUAGUA